AUGAAAUUCUAUAUUGAUGAUUUACCAGUACUAUUUCCUUAUCCAAGAAUAUACCCUGAACAAUAUGCAUAUAUGAGUGAUAUCAAAAAGACAUUAGAUGUUGGAGGAAAUUGUAUAUUAGAAAUGCCUUCAGGUACUGGUAAAACAGUAUCAUUAUUAUCAUUAACAAUAGCUUAUCAAAUACAUUAUCCUGAACAUAGAAAAAUAGUAUACUGUUCACGUACAAUGUCAGAAAUUGAAAAAGCAUUAAUUGAAUGUCAUAAAUUAAUGGAAUAUAGAGCAAAUGAAUUAGGAUAUGUUGAAGAAUUUAGAGGAUUGGGGUUAACAAGUAGAAAAAAUUUAUGUUUAAAUCCUUUAAUAUCUAGAGAAAAAAAGGGUAAUGUUGUUGAUGAAAUGUGUAGACGUGUAACAAAUGGUCAAUUAAAAGAAAAAAUUGAAAGAGGUAUUGUAACUCCUGAAAUGGAAGAAAAAGAUCCUGAAAAAUAUUCUUUAUGUUCAUAUCAUGAAAAAUUAUAUGAAUAUGAUCAACAUGAUUUAAUACCUGCAGGAGUAUAUUCAUUUGAUGCAUUAAUAAAAUAUUGUAAAGAACAAGGUACAUGUCCUUAUUUUACAGUACGUAGAAUGAUACCAUAUUGUAAUUUAAUAAUUUAUUCAUAUCAUUAUUUAUUAGAUCCUAAAAUUGCUGAUAGAGUUUCAAGAGAAUUAUCAAAAGAUAGUAUUAUAAUAUUUGAUGAAGCACAUAAUAUUGAUAAUGUUUGUAUAGAAUCAUUAUCAUUAGAUUUAACUGAAGAUUCAUUAAAAAGAGCAACAAGAGGUGCAAAUAAAUUAGCUGAUGCAGUUGAUGAAAUGAAAAUUCAAGAUAGUGAAAAAUUACAAAAUGAAUAUGAACAAUUAGUUGAGGGAUUAAGACAAGCUGAAGUUGAUAGACAAGAAGAAUUAUUUAUGUCAAAUCCAAUACUACCUCAAGAUUUAUUAGAUGAAGCUAUACCAGGAAAUAUAAGAAAAGGAGAACAUUUUAUAUCGUUUCUAAAGAGAUUUAUUGAAUAUUUAAAAACAAGAAUGAAAGUUUUACAUGUUAUAAGUGAAACUCCAACAAGUUUUUUACAACAUUUAAAAGAAUUAACUUAUAUUGAUAAAAAGCCUUUAAGAUUUUGUACUGAAAGGUUAAGUUUGCUAGUAAGAACUUUAGAAUUACAAGAAAUUGAAGAUUUUAAUGCUUUAAAAGAUAUUGCAACUUUUGCUACAUUAGUUUCAACUUAUGAUACUGGUUUUCAAUUAAUUUUAGAACCUUUUGAAACUGAAGGUUCGACUGUUCCAAAUCCCAUAUUACAUUUUACAUGUCUUGAUGCAUCGAUUGCAAUAAAACCAGUAUUUGAAAGAUUUUCAUCAGUUAUUAUUACAUCUGGUACUAUUUCACCAUUAGAUAUGUAUCCAAAAAUGUUAAAUUUUCAAACUGUUAUACAAGAAUCUUAUGCAAUGACAUUAGCAAGAAGAUCUUUUUUACCAUUAAUUAUAACAAAAGGAUCAGAUCAAGUUUCAAUUUCUUCAAGAUUUGAAAUUAGAAAUGAUCCUUCAGUUGUUCGAAAUUAUGGUUCAUUAUUAAUUGAAUUUGCCAAGAUAACACCAGAUGGUAUGGUUGUUUUUUUCCCAUCAUAUUUAUAUAUGGAAUCAAUUAUAUCAAUGUGGCAAACAAUGGGAGUAUUAGAUGAAGUUUGGAAACAUAAAUUAAUAUUAGUUGAAACUCCAGAUGCUCAAGAAACUUCAUUAGCUUUAGAAACUUAUAGAAAAGCUUGUUCAAAUGGUAGAGGUGCAAUAUUAUUAUCUGUUGCUCGUGGUAAAGUAUCUGAAGGUAUUGAUUUUGAUCAUCAUUAUGGUAGAACAGUACUAAUGAUUGGUAUUCCUUUCCAAUAUACAGAAUCAAGAAUUUUAAAAGCAAGAUUAGAAUUUAUGAGAGAUCAUUUACAAAUUAAAGAAAAUGAUUUUUUAAGUUUCGAUGCAAUGAGACAUGCAGCACAAUGUUUGGGAAGAGUUUUAAGAGGUAAAGAUGAUUAUGGAAUUAUGAUAUUAGCAGAUAGAAGAUUUGCAAGAAAAAAAAAUCAAUUACCAAAAUGGAUUGCUCAAGCUUUAAAUGAUUCAGAUACAAAUUUAUCUACAGAUAUGGCUUUGGCUACAUCAAAAAAAUUUUUAAGAAGUUUAGCUCAACCUUCAAAUCCAAAAGAUCAGGAGGGAGUUUCAGUAUGGAAUAUUGAUCAAUUAGAAAAUUAUCAAAAACAAUUUAAUAAAAUGGAAAUAUUAGAAGAAAAACAAAAUGAAAUUUCAAAAGCUGAAAUUGGUGAACCUAAUGUUAAUGAUGAUAAUGAUUUUAUGGAUUUAGAUGACGCAGAUAUAGAAUUAUUGUAA
Messenger RNA from Lodderomyces pseudojiufengensis, 2400 nucleotides. It is a transcript of the gene RAD3, whose product is annotated as TFIIH/NER complex ATP-dependent 5'-3' DNA helicase subunit. Bases 1 to 2400 code for a protein of 799 amino acids. Gene Ontology annotation, cellular component: nucleus. Gene Ontology annotation, biological process: transcription by RNA polymerase II; positive regulation of mitotic recombination; nucleotide-excision repair. Lineage: Eukaryota; Fungi; Ascomycota; Pichiomycetes; Serinales; Debaryomycetaceae. Gene Ontology annotation, molecular function: damaged DNA binding; ATP binding; hydrolase activity, acting on acid anhydrides, in phosphorus-containing anhydrides. The record is from RefSeq and is a predicted model, not a curated record. The transcript has a single exon.